Solanum stenotomum is the source of this 765-nucleotide messenger RNA. RefSeq lists its product as uncharacterized. Bases 1 to 765 code for a protein of 254 amino acids. The transcript is spliced from 2 exons. The record is from RefSeq and is a predicted model, not a curated record. NCBI's taxonomy places the organism in Eukaryota, Viridiplantae, Streptophyta, Magnoliopsida, Solanales, Solanaceae.
AUGGAAUUUGCCAGAAAUGCCGGUGGUAUGCUUAUGCAUCAACGGAAAUAUACCCUUGAGCUCAUUUCUGAUUUGGGAUUGGGAGGAUCCAAACCAUCUGUCACUCCUGUUGAGCUGCAUUUGAAGCUUACCACACAUGAGUUUGAUCUACAUGUUGGAAGUUCAGGUGCUGAUUCUUUGUUAGCAGACCCUAGUGAAUAUCAACAACUAGUUGGAAGGUUGUUAUACCUUACCAUAAUAAGACCUGAUAUAUCUUUUGCAGUCCAGCAUUUGAGCCAAUUCAUGCAUGCUCCUAAGGCUUCUCAUAUGAAAGCAGCUGUUCGAGUGGUGAAGUAUGUGAAACAAGCUCCAGGUCUCGGCCUUUAUAUGGCUGUUCAGAUAGCAGACACACUUCAAGCAUACUGUGAUGCUGAUUGGGGCUCUUGCAUUAAUACUAGGAAAUCCAUUACUGGUUAUAUGAUUCAAUUUGGAAGUGCUUUGUUAUCCUGGAAGUCUAAAAAACAGCCUACCAUUUCCAGAAGUUCUGCCGAGGCAGAGUAUAGGAGCCUCGCCUCCACUAUCGCUGAGGUAGUUCAAGCUGGCCUUGUGAUGAUUCAAUAUUUGCCCACACAGGAACAACCUGCCGAUAUCCUCACAAAAGGGCUAAGUUCUGCACAACACGCUUAUCUAGUUUCCAAGCUAGGCUUGAAGAACAUCUUCAUACCACCUAGCUUGAAGGGGGGUAUUGAGGACUACGACUAUGAUAAACAAGUUGCAGCUAGUUGA